This is a messenger RNA of Neltuma alba, 3293 nucleotides long. RefSeq names its product protein WEAK CHLOROPLAST MOVEMENT UNDER BLUE LIGHT 1-like. The transcript is spliced from 2 exons. Lineage: Eukaryota; Viridiplantae; Streptophyta; Magnoliopsida; Fabales; Fabaceae. The record is from RefSeq and is a predicted model, not a curated record. The coding region runs from base 1 to 3060 and encodes 1019 amino acids. Gene Ontology annotation, biological process: chloroplast avoidance movement; chloroplast accumulation movement. Gene Ontology annotation, cellular component: cytosol.
AUGGAGUGUAUUGAAAUGAAGGCGCCUCUCUCGGAAUCAUUUUCAAAGUGGACUGAGGAGAAGCCAAUGACAGAACGCGCUAAAGAGACUUCUGAAGUGCUGAAUCCGCCGGACAUUUAUGCUUAUAUGGAAGCUCCAACCAAUCAACUCAGCAAUGGAAAAGUGAAAUCUACCCCAAAUUUGACCGAGACCGAAUUUACAGGAUCACCAUAUGCUUUGGAUGGUCAAAUUGCAGGGCAACAUGGAUUUUCUCCCAUAGUUAAUUCAACUUCAACCUCAAAUACUAUGGAUGAUGUGAAAGAGAGAAGCAAUCAGGAAAAUGUUAUUGAAAAUACUGGACCAGCAGCUAAAGACAGUAUCUCGAAUGGGCAACAAAUGCCAGAUGGCAGUUGUACUGCCACUUAUAGUAUUGAUGAUCAUAAUCAAAUUAUAUCAGCUUCCUAUCAUGAAACAAAAGAUUUGCAGAGUGUCAACAAUGAAGAAAAGGUCGUGGUCGACAAUGAAGAUCACAAUGAGACUAUCUUUCCAGCUUACUCUUUUGAGACAAUAGAUUUUCAAAAUGACCUCGAUGAACCAGAGUUUGAUUCUCCUCAAACACAGGCUAGUGGUUCCGCUGUUCAAGUCUUGGAAAUAGUUCAGACUGAUGAUCAUAAUAAGAUUGUGCAAUCUUUUUCCUCUUCAGAAGCAAAGGAUUUGCAAAAUGAUCACAAUGAACAAAAGGCUGAUCCACCUCAAGUAAAUGUUGCCAGUGCUAAAACUGAAGUAUUGGGAACGAUCCACAUUGAUGAUCAUAAUGAAAAUAUACCAUCAUCUUCCUAUUUAGAAUUAAAAGAUUUGGAGAACGAUCACAAUGAACUAAGCAUCAAUUCACCGGAUAAACAAGUUGCCAGUUUUGCCGUUGAAGUCCUCGGAACGGGCGACACAAAUGAUCAAGAUGACCUUACAAUAUCAGUUUCCUCUACUGGUGUAAGAGAUUUGCAAGAUGAUCUCAACAAGCAAAAGAUAAAUCCACCAGAAGAACAGGUUGUGAAUGCUGGUACUGAUGUCUUGGGAAUGGACGACACUCCUACACAUGCUAAGCAGGUUGGCCAUAUUGACACAGCAGCUCCAAUUGAAUCUGUCAAGGCAGCUGUUUCCAAAUUUGGAGGAAUUGUGGAUUGGAAGGCUCAUAGAAACCAAACAGUGGAAAGACGCCAACAUGUAGAACAAGAACUCCAGAAAGCACAGGAGGAGAUCCCGGGGUACAGAACACAAUUUGAGGCUGCUGAACAGGCAAAAAUUCAAGUACUAAAGGAGUUGGAUAGCACUAAAAGAUUAAUUGAGGAACUAAAACUAAACUUAGAGAGGGCACAAACAGAAGAGCGCCAGGCAAGACAGGACUCAGAGCUUGCGAAGCUUAGGGUUGAAGAAAUGGAACAGGGUAUUGCAGAUGAAGCUAGCGUCGCAGCCAAAGCACAACUUGAAGUUGCUAAAGCCAGGUUCUCAGCAGCUAUUUCUGAACUUAUGUUUGUGAGAGAAGAGUUGGAAGGAUUGCGCAAGGAAUAUGCUUCCUUAGAGAUUGAUAAAGACGUAGCAGUUAAGAAAGCUGAAGAGGUUGUACUUGCAUCAAAAGAAGUGGAGAAGACAGUGGAAGAAUUGACCAUUGAAUUAAUUGCUGCGAAAGAGUCAUUCGAGUCGACACAUUCUGCACACUUGGAAGCGGAGGAAAAAAGAAUCGGAACAAUCAUGGCUAGCGAUCAAGAUUCUCACAACUGGGAGAAGGAACUUAGACAAAUAGAAGAAGAGCUCCAGAAACUAAGCCAGCAUAUUUUAUUAACAAAGGACCUCAAGUCUAAAGUAGACACAGCCUCUGCCGUGCUUCUUGAGCUAAAAGCUGGAUUAGCUGUUUAUAUGGAAUCAAAAUUGAAGCAAGAAGAUGAUGUUGAAGGAGUUUCAAAAAUAGAACCAGAGGAACUAGAGAAGAAAACACAUAUUGAAAUAGUGGCAAUUGUGGCAUCAGCUGGAAAGGAACUUGAGAAAGUAAAGAUCGACUUGGACGAACGAAAUCACGAGGUUAAUUGCUUGAAGGUGGCUGAGGCAUCGUUAAAAGCAGAACUUGAACAACAGAAAUCGACUCUUGCCACCAUAAGGCAGAGGGAGGGAAUGGCAUCCAUUACUGUUGCUUCACUUGAAGCAGAACUAGAGAAGACUAGAUCUGAAAUAGCUGAAAUGCAAAUGAAGGAGAAAGAGGCUAAAGAAAAAAUGGUUGAGCUACCUAAAAAACUACAACAAGCAGCUGAAGAUGCUGAUCAGAUCAACUUAUUUGCUCAAGCAGCCCGUGAAGAGCUCCGAAAAGUAAAGGAUGAAGCCGAGCAAGCCAAGGCUGCAGCAAUCACAAUGGAAAGCAAAUUACUUGCAACUCAAAAGGAGAUCGAAGCAGCCAGAGCUUCUGAGAAGUUGGCGAUAGCAACAAUCAAAGCAUUGCAAGAGAGUGAAUCAGCUAGAAGAAACCUUGAUGCAGACCCUUCCAAUGGGGUGACACUUUCUUUAGAGGAAUACUAUGAACUCAGCAAACGCGCCCACGAGGCAGAAGAGCAAGCCAAUUUGAGGGUUAUAGUUGUUAAUUCUGAUAUUGAGAUGGCUAAGGAUUCUGAAUUGAAAACCUUGGAGAGAUUGGAAGAAGUGAAUCAAGAGAUGUCUGCCAUAAAGGAAUCUCUGAAGGUGGCAAUGGAUAAAGCUGAAAAAGCAACAGAAGGAAAAUUAGCUAUAGAACAAGAAUUAAGAAAGUGGAGGGCUGAACAUGAACAACGAAGAAAGACCGGUGAGUCUGACCAAGGAGUGAUAAGCCAAAAUCAAAGCCCUACGGUCAGUUCUGAGAGAACUAGGGAAGUAAAUCUCCAUGAAGAAGCUCCAAAGGAAGGUAGUCCUGUGCAUUAUAUGUCUAGUUCAAAGGCUAAUGUACAUGAAAACAACACUGAUAAUGGACCGGCCCCAGAAAAAAAGAAUGGUAAGAAGAAAAAGAGGUCAUUAUUCCCACGUGUUUUAAUGUUCUUUGCCAGAAGAAAAUCAACGAAGUCCUAGUUUUCCUCAGUAGAUAUCGCAUGCCAUGUAAUGAUGUGGCUGUCUUACUCCUCAUCCUUUUGAAGAUCAUAGACCAGGAUGGCAGGAACCUCAAAUUUGUAAAGAACCAGUACAUGUUAGUCAUUGUUGUAUGUAUGAUUGAUUAGAUUAUACUUUGUCUUACUGAAAAGAUCAUGUUUGGUUGGUACUCUGAUAUAAAAUUAUCAUCCUUGGUAGGAACAGCGAGAAUAGGA